CGUAACGUUCUCUUCGCUGAUUGGCUGGGCGCAGCGCUCGGGCGCGAUUUCCAACGCGGGAAAGCACCGAGUGAGUUGGGGUCACUGAAGUAACUUCUGCCAGUGAGAUUGCAGGACAAGAAGGGAAUCAAAGGCGCCGCGAGCUGGAACAGCGAUACAUGUAACAUUGGGAAUGACUGACUUUAUGAUACAGCGACUAACGGCGGAACGUUAAAGGCGGGAUAUUCCUCCAACUGCACUUAUUUACACUUUUUUUUGUAUAGAUUUUUUUUAACUGAACGGUUUUAAGCUUCAUUUUAACUGAACGUUAUUUGCGAUGGCUGACAGCAAACACCAAGUGAUAUUUUGUAACGACUCGCCGAAAAGAGUUCUGGUGUCCGUGAUCAAGACGACGCCCAUCAAACCGAAAGCGGCGGACUCUCUGAUGCCCACCAGCCCCGGAUUCAGCGACUUUAUGGUUUACCCGUGGCGCUGGGGCGAAAACGCGCACAAUGUGACUCUGAGCCCUGGAUCGGGCAGCGGGACCGCCUCACCGACCCGAAACAGCGGCUCUCCCGCCGAAUCAGAUGUCAACUCCUGCCCGGAGCACCUCAAGGAUGGCAUUCGGCGCGGACGCCCGCGGGCAGACACCGUCCGAGAGCUGAUCAACGAGGGCGAAAACUCCACCAGCCGCAUCCGCUGCAACAUCUGCAACCGCGUCUUUCCCCGCGAGAAAUCGCUACAGGCGCACAAACGCACACACACGGGUGAAAGACCUUACCUGUGUGACUAUCCAGACUGCGGGAAAGCGUUCGUCCAGAGCGGACAGCUGAAGACCCAUCAGCGCCUCCACACCGGAGAAAAACCCUUCGUCUGUUCGGAGAAAGGUUGCAGUAGCCGAUUCACUCACGCUAACCGACACUGUCCCAAACACCCAUAUGCGCGGCUGAAGCGCGAGGAGCCCACGGGCGGCCCCGGGAAAUCACAGGGGGCCGACAACAAGGCUGUGGCCGAAUGGCUGGCAAGAUACUGGCAGACGAGGGAGCAGCGGACGCCCGUGCCGUCGAAAGCAAAGACUCUGAGUAAGACCACUAUGGAGGACCAGGAGCAGCAGGAUCCUCUGGACUUCCUGCCGUCCGACGAAGGCGAAGAAGAAGAGCAGGACGACGAGAAGAGCGGCGGCGGCGGUACGGCACGCCGGCGUCUCCAGGAGCAGCGCGAGCGUCUUCACGGCGCUCUGGCGCUCAUCGAGCUUGCCAACAACCUCUCCGCCUGAACGACACCGGCGGAGCAGAUCUGGAUGAUCGGCAACUUUGCUCGCCUUCGAGACCCCGCGCGGGUUGAUAUAAGCUACAAGCACCUUAUUUCGCUUCCUGUUGUACCUUUAGGCUGCUAUGAUGGUAGUGAUAUCAUAUGAAGAAUGUCGUCGUUUUCUCAGCUUGUAAAGGAUACGAGACGUCUCGUGUUUGUUUCGUUGUGCACUUUGUGGGAACGAGUGUUUGUUUCGUUGGGGUUGUUCGUGUAUGUGACGUUGUUUUUGGAUUCCGGCAUGCGUGUGUUGUGAUGUGAUGUGUGUGUGUGUGUUUUGAAACAGGGUGCGGUGACCGACCUGCUAAAGAUGAAGACUUGCUGACGGCAGAUGGCACAUUAGUCCGGUUCGCUUUGUACGCCGUCGUCCAUCACAUUGGUCAUGUUUAAUCAUGUAUUUAUUCUCUAUUUAAAGCCACCGGCUCAGGCUUCGCAAUAACGUCGGUAAAACUAACCAGCUUUAAGAUGCCGCAUUGGUACACGCUUAGAAACUAGUCUAAACCGAAGCACUUACAAUAUUAAUCCACGACACUUCCAAAGAUCGAAUGAGAUUCUGGAUCCAAAAAGCACUUAUUUCGGUGUCUUCGUGAUCCGUAACACUACGUCCUGUUCAUUUGGAUUAAACGCGUCUGCCUGCAAAAACUGGAAGAUGUUUGUCAUUGGAAAUUCAUUUUUUUUGUCCGUUUUGUAACUGAAAUAAUAUAUUCCCCCAUGAAAUCCUUCGGAAAGCCGUGCACCGCGUACCUUGAACUGAUCCCGUCACGACAACAGAAUGUAAUCGAGCGUUUUCUUUUAAGAUGUUCUGUUCGCUGUGCUGAAAGGACUUUGUAAAUGUGUAAACGGGCUUUUCCUAAUUAGUGUUAGCACUUCAAGUCUUCAUUAAAUGAUAUUAAAUCUUU
Labeo rohita (rohu) is the source of this 2186-nucleotide messenger RNA. It is a transcript of the gene znf367, whose product is annotated as zinc finger protein 367. Gene Ontology annotation, biological process: homophilic cell-cell adhesion. The record is from RefSeq and is a predicted model, not a curated record. Gene Ontology annotation, cellular component: cell-cell junction. The coding region runs from base 317 to 1255 and encodes 312 amino acids. The transcript is spliced from 5 exons. Gene Ontology annotation, molecular function: ionotropic glutamate receptor binding. Lineage: Eukaryota; Metazoa; Chordata; Actinopteri; Cypriniformes; Cyprinidae.